Molecule: messenger RNA, 4981 nt
Organism: Mizuhopecten yessoensis (Yesso scallop)
Lineage: Eukaryota; Metazoa; Mollusca; Bivalvia; Pectinida; Pectinidae
Product: receptor-type guanylate cyclase Gyc76C-like
Exons: 22
Coding region: 403-4197 (1264 amino acids)
Biological process (GO): cGMP biosynthetic process; receptor guanylyl cyclase signaling pathway; protein phosphorylation
Molecular function (GO): guanylate cyclase activity; protein kinase activity; ATP binding
Source: RefSeq, a predicted model, not a curated record
CCCACAACAACAGACACUACACUGCAAUUCACUUUUGAAAUCCCAGUCAAGAAACCAGGUUUAUCAUAUGGCAGAGCACGAUUCUUUCAUCUGUGGUCUUUGUCGUGUCUCUGGAACUAAGUAGCGGCGUCGUGUUUAGUUAGCGCGUGCCUCUGCUCAUGGAAACGGUUACUGAUAGUUGGAUUUAACACUGACAGGUACUUUUUUUUACACCGAGUGUGGAAGCUGAGCACAUCGGUGGCAAGGAUGCUUGUCGCACCCAACCAGACGGAGGACAUGAAUUACUUUUCACAUCUACAUAACAAAGGAUUUACAAGAGAUUGAGGAAAGAGUGUUUCAACGUCUCAUAGAAUAUGUGUGCAAUGAUUGUUUAUCUAACAAGUGACAUAUUCUUAAAGUAUAAUGAAGCUUCUGACAUGUUUCUGUGCGUGCCUGUUUGUGACAAGUUGGACCCAAGCGAAAGUUCAUAAUGUAACGGUAGGAUACCUUACCGUGGAUCAAUCGGAUGGGUAUGUGAGGAACAAACAAGCUAGACUCAUCUCAGGGGCAAUUUCUUAUGCUAUUGAAAAAAUCAAUCGGAACCCUACUUUGCUCAAAGAUUACCAUCUGAAUAUUGUUUGGAAAGAUACUAAGGCUAGUACCCUUUUGGGUACUAAGCUACUUACCCAUCUAUGGAGGGACGGGGCGGUGGCCUUCUUCGGGCUAGAGGACAGCUGUAAUGUGGAGGCUAGAGUGGCAGCGGCUUGGGACCUUCCCAUGUUAUCCUAUAAAUGCGCUGACUAUGACGUAUCGGACAAAAAGAAAUACCCAACGUUUGCUAGGACGUUUCCUCCGGCUACACAAGUCACCAGGUCCAUCAUCUCAAUCCUAUUACACUUCAAAUGGAGUCGGUUUUCCUUAAUCGUCGGCUCGUCACACAAGCAGCAGACGAUUGCUGAGAAACUGCUGGAGCUUGCCAAUACCUAUGACAUGACACUAAAUGACCGAAAGGACUAUACGGAACCCCACAUUCCGCUUACAACCGGAAACCCUUUCCCUGGAAUCGUUGAAAACACAUUUAUUGAUACCCGCGUGUAUGUUUUUCUCGGCGAUAUUAAUGGAGUGGUGGACUUGAUGACCAACCUCUACGACCGCGGGCUUCUGGACACGGGAGAAUAUGUAGUCAUCUUUGUCAAUCAUGGAAUGUUCGACGUGAACGACCCUCUCAAAUACUUCAGGCGCACAACGGGCAGUCCUAACGAUACGCGAAACAUCGAGGCGUCCAGAUCGCUACUCAUCAUAACAUCAAGUCCUCCAUCGAACCCAGACUAUGAAGAUUUCGAAAUCACUGUCAACGACUACAACGAAAGACCUCCAUUUAAUUUCCCUAACCCAUUUAAAAUCAGGAAGAAAAUCACAGUGUAUGCUGCUUACCUUUAUGAUGCGGUAAUGUUGUAUGCUCGAGCUGCCCAGGAGGAGCUAGACGAAGGAGGCAGCAUCAUCAAUGGAACAGCAAUCAUCAAUCGUAUUCUGUCCAGAGAAUAUGAAAGCAUCCUUGGAGUCACGACAAAAAUAGACGCAAACGGGGACGCAGAAGGCAACUACACAUUACUGGCGCGUGUCCCGUACGUCACAAAGUCCGCGUCAUACGCCAUGUUACCCGUUGGACACUUUGAAAUGGCAACAGGCCAUCACGUGCUGAGAUUCUUUCCUGGUCAGUCUGUUGACUGGGUGACUGGGGAGCCCCCUAUCGACCAGCCCAAGUGUGGUUACAGGGGAGAGAAGUGCAUUCCUGUCAAAAGGUACACCCUUGAAAUAAUCGGCGGAGUCCUUGGAGGUAUAACAAUGGUCGCCAUCAUUAUUGGUCUGGUGGUGUAUCGGAACUGGCGCUACGAACAAGAGAUUGCAGGACUUCUAUGGAAAAUUCCAAUAUCGGAGAUACAUAUGCCUCACCCGACCUCAUCAUCACACGAUCGCCGCGAUAGUCUUAGCAGUAAGAUUUCCCUGAAUAGCCAGCAGUCGGUUGAUUCGAGGAUGUCCUUCAUGCAGAUCUACACCAGGACGGCUACUUACAAGGGACAAAUGGUGGCUUUAAAGCUAUACGAAAAGAAAGAUUUCGUCCUGAGCCGCAAGAUGCAGAAAGAAAUGAAAGCGAUGAGAGAUAUUCGGCACAAUAACGUGAACCCGUUUAUAGGAGCAUGUGUAGAUCCGCCUACAUUCACCCUGCUCACUGAAUACUGCAUCAAGGGCAGCUUGCAGGACAUCUUGGAAAACGAAGAUCUGAAGCUGGAUGAUAUGUUCAUUGCAUCUCUGGUGAAAGAUAUAAUACAGGGUAUAUUAUUUCUGCAUGGGUCUGAGCUCAACGUACACGGAAACCUGAAGAGCUCAAACUGUGUGGUCAACAGCCGCUGGACUUUACAAGUGGCCGACUUUGGACUGUUGGAAGUCAGAGCGGGCACAUACAAGAUGGAAGAUGAGCAUGCGUUUUACAGAAAUUCAUUCUGGCGGUCCCCUGAGCAUAUCCGAGAACCGAAAAAGCGUUUGUCACAAAAAGGCGAUGUAUACUCUUUCGGUAUCAUACUGCACGAGAUUAUAGGGAGGGCUGGUCCCUACGGCUACUGUAAUAUGUCACCAAAAGAGAUAAUUGAGAAUGUGAAAAAGGGUGGCCAAUCAAUAUUCCGUCCAGACACCAAAUAUCUCAAAUGUGAGCAAUACGUCAUUGAGUGCAUGCGCUCGUGCUGGGACGAAGAUCCGGAACUUCGUCCUGAUUUUAGAGUCAUCUCAAAAGCUCUGUCUCCAAUGCGGAAGGGCAUGAAGCGGAAUAUCUUCGACAACAUGACGAUGAUGAUGGAAAAAUACCAGUCUCAUCUUGAAGAGCUGGUGGAAGCCCGUACGGACCUGCUGGUUGAAGAAAAGAAAAAGACGGAAGCGCUACUGCACCGCAUGUUACCCAGUGUUAUUGCCGAUCAGCUAAAGCGAGCACAGUACGUUGAGCCAGAGUCAUUCCAAUCAGUCACAAUCUACUUCAGUGACAUCUGUGAAUUCACGCGCCUGUCAGCGGAGAGUACUCCCAUGGAGGUCGUGAAUCUCCUGAAUGACCUUUACACGUGUUUUGAUUCGAUAAUCCGGAACUAUGACGUGUACAAGGUGGAGACAAUAGGCGACGCCUAUAUGGUGGUCAGCGGAGUCCCUAACCGGAAUGGCGAUAACCAUGCAGGCGAGAUCGCAUCCAUGUCCCUGGAACUCUUGAGAGCAAUAAAGAAGUUCACAAUCCGUCACCGUUCGAACGAGGUGCUUCGGUUACGAAUCGGCAUACACUCUGGGCCUUGUGUGGCUGGCGUGGUAGGCCUGACCAUGCCUAGGUACACACUGUUCGGAGACACCGUUAACACGGCUUCCAGGAUGGAAUCAAAUGGCGAAGCUCUCAAGAUCCAUUGCAGUAGGGAAUGCAAACUGUUGCUUGACAAGUUGAACGGUUACACACUAAUAGAGCGCGGAUUAGUCAGCAUGAAGGGAAAGGGUGAACUGUUCACUUACUGGCUAACAGACGAAGACCCGUCAGUUCGGCACGAGCGGUUACGCCGGUGUAGUGAAAUAUUCAAAUACAAUUCUCCGUGGGCACGUGAGAGUAGGCGAGCUUACUUACGUCAUGGUAACGAUGACUACAUGAUUGACGAACCACUUCCGGACAUAUCUUUCUCUGACAACAACGGCGACGCUCAAAUGAUGAAAACAGACCAACCAAUAUUGGAAAUAUUGAGAGAAAGUGAAGUGAACCCUAUUCGGAGUGACUCUCCGAAACCAUUUUCUUCCAGUUUGGAACGAAGUGAAUCCCCUAGGACAUAUUCGAGUAGACUUCUCAAAUCACCAAUUGCUAAUAAGAUCCGACAUGGCCCGAAUGGAAUCUUCUUUGAGGAACGACGUUUACGCAAUGUUGACCGGGCUGGUUCUGGUCAAGACCUCGUAGAAAGAGCUGCACUAAUGUCGGACAUCGACGAUAUUGACAGUUCUACGUACAACUGUGAACCUCGGAGAGGUUCCCUUGGUAACCGGAAUCACGUGCUUGUCACCAUGCCUAAUUCACUUCCUGGUCACUCGUGUAUGGAUGGAGAAACAGGCAUUAACAACAAUACGUCGCCAAAGGUACCUGUCGGGGAAAAUAUAGCAUUGGAGGAACGUUGGCACAAUUCCGACAGAAUAACUUCACCACUCAUAUAGUUAAACCAUACAUUUCAUCUUGUAUAUAUGAGACAGUGUCAUUUCUGAAGUUUCAUAACAGUGGCCUAUUCAUAUCAUCAAUUGUGAAAUAACAAUAUUGAUAAAUAAUGUGUACAAACAUAUAUUAAGGACAUACCUUUGUUGUAGAUUUACUUACAUCACCUCCCGUGAUUAAUCAAUCAAAGUUAAGUGCAUUAUAUUUCUAUAUAUAUAUGUGACGAAUGCAAAACCAAAGCUCAGUAUAGCUUAGCAACAACGUAGCAUUUCUUCCAGUAUAUUUGUUUGUACAAAAUGUUCUUAACUUAAUUUUCACGUGAUACAUUUCAGAUUUAUUCUUUAUUUUUCAGUGAUAGUACCUUUAGAACAGUAUUUAAGUUUUACAUUCCCUUUUUAUUUAUUUCCAUUACAUGUGUUAAUGAGUAAUUGUCUCCCUUGUGUCUCUGUGUCGGCCUCAAGGUGUCGCCUGUGUUCCCGUGACAUUCUGUUGUCUGUGAUCAGUGCUGGUUAAGCUACUGACUCAGGCUCUGUACAUUUCUAUUAUUUAUUGUCACAUGGUUUAAUUUAUUCCCGUGAUAUUCUUAAUGAAAAGAAAUUAAAAAUGAAAACGAAAUCUUGUUUUGUGUAUGAAAUUAUUUCAUUUCUCAAAACAUAAAUUGCUUAUAGAAAUAAAGUAUACUUGGAAAUUUUUGCCGCAGUUUAACUUUCGCCUUGUUCGUCUUCUGUGAUAAGAGUGAAAUGAGCAUUGCAACGAAUAGUUUUCAAUAAAAUAUACAUAAUUUAAAAU